AUGAAUGUAAUAAAUGAGAAAGUCUAUAAAGGAUAUAAAAUAAACUUUGAAGUAGAAUUAAAUAACGUAUAUGAAUAUAUAUACGCUUAUAUUGAGAAUGAGAGAAUUUCUUAUAAAAGAAAUAUAAUUGUUAGUUCUUUAAAAUAGGAAAGUUACAUUAUUUUGAAUGAAUUAGGGGUCUUAUUUGAAGAAACAGAAAUGUGGAAAAUUUAUUUGAAAUUUAAUGAAAAUCUAAUGUGGUAUCCUUAUAUUAAGGUUGGUGAAGUUUUAGAAGAGAGUAAAUAUGUUUAGUUUGUUUAGGAUGUUGAUGUUUAUAAGAACGAAUGGAAAAAUGUUGUUUUAAAUGAUUUUUAAUAUGGAUCAUUUGAAUUUUCGAUUUAUUAAAAUUAAUGUUUGGAUGAAUCUGUUUAUUUCCUUAUUAUUGAAUGUGACGGGCUUGAAAAAGAAAUCAAUAAUCUAGAACAUAAGAUAUUCAUUUGUGGGAAAAGUAAUAGUGAAUUAGUUUAAGCAAUCUCUUUUUAAGAAAAUGGAAUAAAAAAUAUUUCAAAAGAACAUACUAUAUGGGUAAUUGGAUAUAUUAAAUAAGGAACAUUUCAUAAAUUAGAUAAAUUUGUAUCAAGAAGAGAAGUGGAAAAUAAUCUUACUUUAUGA
Messenger RNA from Ichthyophthirius multifiliis, 651 nucleotides. RefSeq lists its product as hypothetical. Lineage: Eukaryota; Ciliophora; Oligohymenophorea; Hymenostomatida. The transcript has a single exon. The record is from RefSeq and is a predicted model, not a curated record.